CAUCAGAUACCUCAACUCAAUUCAAUUCAACUAUGCACUCAAACACAGACUUCCAAACUCAACUGUGCACACCAAACAUAGAUAAUAAUUACCAACUCAACAACUCAACUCUCUACUUUUAUCAUGCACCAGAUGCUCUUUAACAGAGGUAACUAUUAGAAACACACAAAUCCUAUUAAAGUAAAUUAGAUAAAGAUACAAGAAACUGCUCCCAAUCAUAGGCUGCCACGUAUCGCAGUCAUUUUGUAUUCAUUUUUCUCGUCAAUAAUGCAUAUUUUGGUUAGGUAAUGAGUCAACGAUGACCUCACUAAUUUGUUUCUAAAAGUACUUCCACUUAGUCUUCUUCCCCUUCACUCUGUCCAAAAUUUCCAAUUCCUCUGUUCACAGAACGUAAUUUCCAUGGAUUCUAUUUCCCGAAGGUCGAAGAGGAACGGAACCGAAAACUCCGACGGCCGCGACGGCAAGGUGGUCGUCAGAAGGAGGCCUCUGACGAUGACGGAGCUUUUAACAUCAACAAGCUCUACACUCGCGACGAUCAUGUUCGCCUGGUCAAUCAUCCGUCAAUACUGUCCUCACGGUCUCCGCCAAUAUUUCCAUUCAUAUUUAGGCAAGUUCUUCGAUUACAUCUAUCCUAGUCCGUACAUUCGAAUCGCAAUCUACGAAUUCGCCGGCGAUCGUCUCAGUCGAAACAAAGCCUUCGCGGCGGUUGAAGCUUAUCUGAGCAAUAAACUUUCGGAUGACGCCAGAAGACUCAAAGCUGAGGUCGGGGAAAGCAAGAAAAACUUCACAUUGAGUAUGGAUGAGUACGAAAGAGUUACCGAUGAGUAUGAAAACGCCGAGUUCUGGUGGACUUUGACCAAAAUCGCCGGAUCGACAAAGAAAUCCACCUCCCUGUAUCCAGAACCCGAUCGGAGAUAUUACCAGCUUAAAUUUCACAAGAAGCAUCGAGAACUCGUAAAAGAAUCGUAUCUGAAGCACGUACUGAAGGAAGGGAAAGAAAUCAGAAUGAAUCGGAGACGAAGGAAGCUUUACACUAAUGGAACAGGAAAUCGAUGGCUACCUCACCGGCAAUCGACGAUGUGGAGCGAAGUUUAUUUCGAGCAUCCUGCAAAUUUUGACACAAUCGGCAUGGAUCCAGAGAAAAAGCAAGAGAUUAUAGAAGAUUUACUUACAUUUAGCCAAAGUAAGGAGUAUUAUGCUCGAAUCGGCAAGGCGUGGAAACGAGGUUACCUUCUGUACGGCCCGCCGGGGACGGGGAAAUCGACGAUGAUCGCCGCCAUGGCUAAUUUGUUGAACUAUGACGUUUACGAUUUGGAAUUAACAGCAGUGAAGGACAAUACAGAGCUUCGGAAGCUUUUAAUUGAGACGACGAGUAAAUCGAUAAUCGUGAUUGAAGAUAUUGAUUGUUCAUUGGAACUCACAGGGCAAAGGAAAAUCAAGAAAGAAGAAAGCUCGAAGGAAGAGGAGAAAGUAAAGGAGAAAGCAAUUAAGGAACCGAAGAAAGAAGAAGAAGAGGUGAAAACCAGAGUAACUCUAUCUGGAUUGUUGAAUUUCAUCGACGGAAUUUGGUCGGCGUGCGGCGGAGAGAGGCUGAUUGUUUUCACAACAAAUCAUGUGGAGAAGCUUGAUCCGGCAUUGAUUCGAAGAGGUAGAAUGGACAAACACAUAGAGCUUUCUUAUUGUAGCUAUGAAGCUUUCAAAGUGUUGGCUAAGAACUACUUGAAUGUUGAGACGCAUGAGCUUUUUAAGGAGAUUAAAGAGCUUAUUACAGAUGCAAAAAUGACGCCGGCGGACGUUGCAGAGAAUCUAAUGCCGAAAUCACGGCAAGAAGAGGCGGAUAUUUCGCUUCGUAGGUUAAUUGAGAGCUUGAAAGAGCUGAAGAGAGCAGCGGAGGAGAAGAAGAAAAGAAAGGAAGAGAAGUCAAAGGAGUCGUCGUCGUCGUCGUCGUCGUUGUCUUCGGAAAAGAAAGGAUGAUAAGGUAGUUGAUAUCUUUUGUCUAAAGAAGCUAGCACUAUAAAGUAAAAUUAUUAUAUAUAAAUAAAAGUUAAAUUAAAGUUUAGUUUAUAUCUUUUGGUUAUGCUUCUAUUUGGUUCUUCAUCUUAUUUUCAAAUGUAGACAUUUUCCAAGUUUCUAAAUCUAUUAGAUACAAAUUUGGAAUUGAAUUAUAGUUUA
This is a messenger RNA of Benincasa hispida (wax gourd), 2172 nucleotides long. The record is from RefSeq and is a predicted model, not a curated record. NCBI's taxonomy places the organism in Eukaryota, Viridiplantae, Streptophyta, Magnoliopsida, Cucurbitales, Cucurbitaceae.